Messenger RNA from Aureobasidium melanogenum CBS 110374, 1716 nucleotides. Its product is annotated as flavin-binding monooxygenase. Gene Ontology annotation, molecular function: NADP binding; flavin adenine dinucleotide binding; N,N-dimethylaniline monooxygenase activity. The transcript is spliced from 6 exons. Lineage: Eukaryota; Fungi; Ascomycota; Dothideomycetes; Dothideales; Saccotheciaceae. The coding region runs from base 1 to 1716 and encodes 571 amino acids. The record is from RefSeq and is a predicted model, not a curated record.
AUGAAGACAAACGGAGUACGCUGGUCAGACCCAAUCUACCAGCCACAGAGAAAACUCAAGGUCGUUUGCAUUGGUGCAGGAGCAUCUGGUCUCUUGUUGGCCUACAAGGUCCAGAGACAUUUCGACAACUUUGAUCUUGUAGUGUACGAGAAGAACGAGGAUGUCAGUGGCACCUGGUUUGAGAAUAAGUACCCAGGAUGUGCAUGCGAUGUUCCCAGCCACAACUACACCUGGUCCUUUGAACCCAAAGCAGAUUGGUCCGGAACUUACGCAACAUCUGGAGAAAUCUUCGACUACUUCAAGCAAUUUGGCAUCAGACAUGGAUUAGAGAAGUACAUCAAGCUUCAACACACCGUGGUCGACGCCAAAUGGAACGAGCAAGAGUCCAUGUGGCAUGUCACUGCCCUCAACACUGUCACUCAAAAGACAGUCACGACUACUUGUCAUGUACUCAUCAAUGCUGCGGGUAUUCUCAACGCCUGGAGAUGGCCUGCAAUUCCCGGCCUGCAAGAUUACAAGGGCAAGCUCUUGCACAGUGCAGCAUGGGACACCACGACCGACUUGCGAGGCAAGAACGUCGGUCUCAUUGGCAACGGAUCAUCAGGAAUUCAAAUCCUACCUGCAAUCCUCGAUCAGGUCAAGAGCUUGACAACAUUCAUCAGAGAGCCGACAUGGGUUGCCCCUCCUCUUGGUCAAGAACCCAAGAAGUACACACAGGAAGAGAUCCAACAGUUCAAAAACGAUCCUCAACACCAUCUGGAUACGCGCCGCGACAUCGAGAAGAGCUUGAGUGGCUCUUUUGGCACAUUCUUCCGCGACUCUGAAGAACAGAACAUGACCAAACAAUACAUGCAAGGACACAUGGAGUCACUGCUCAACAACCGUGAGCUGUUCGAGAAGCUUGUCCCAGAGUGGAGUGUUGGAUGCCGCCGUAUCACCCCUGGUAUCGGCUAUCUCGAGGCUCUCAACUCUGAAAAGGUUAAGGUCGUUUAUGGUGCAAUCACCAAUGUUAGUAGCAAAGGACCCAUCAUCGACGACGGCAGCGAACACCCUGUCGAUGUUCUUAUUUGUGCAACCGGAUUCGACACUACCUUCAAGCCAAGAUUCCCGCUUGUCGGUAGAUCAGGCAAGGCGCUGGCAGAUGUCUGGAAAGAUGAGGCUCGCGCUUACCUUGGUCUCGCCGUCAACGACUACCCCAAUUACUUCAUGACCCUUGGACCAAACUGCCCAAUUGGCAACGGACCUGUUCUGAUCGCCAUCGAGGCCGAGGUUGAAUACAUUGUCAAGUUCCUCUCCAAGUUCCAGAAGGAGAACAUCAAAUCAUUCGAUGUCAGACAGGAGCCAGUAGACGACUUCAACGACUACAAGGACGCAUACAUGGAGGGUACAAUCUGGUCCGAAGAGUGCAAGUCCUGGUACAAGAAUGGCAACGCAAAAGGCAAGAUCGCCGCAUUGUGGCCUGGAAGCACACUCCACUACCUCGAAACCCUUGCCGAACCCCGUUACGAAGACUGGAAGUUCACCUAUGACCGCGCCGUCAACCGAUUCACAUACCUUGGCAAUGGUUUCAGUACCUCGGAGAAGCGCACUGGAGAUCUGUCCUAUUACAUUCGUAACAAGGAUGAUUCUCCUAUCGAUCCUUGUUUGAAGGGACAAAACGGUGAUACCCGUGGUCAGAAGAUCGCAGCUGUUGGAGAGACUGUAGCAAAGCUGUAG